AUGAACAUGUACAAUCGCUCUCCAUCGCCCGUCUUCUCCAACUCGGAUCGGUUCUCAGACUCCUCUUCGGAGGAUGGAUUCCUUGCAAACGGCGAAGGAGAAAUGGGAUACGGCGCAUCGCGGCCAGGCUCGCCAGGAGCAGCGCCCGAAGGCCUACCCCAGGAGGAGAACAUGGAGGUAGACACCAUGACAUGUCGCUGGGAGGAGUGUGGAAAGGUUUUCUCUCAUCUGCCGACGAUGAUUGAGCAUAUACAUAACGACCACAUCGGCGUACACAAGUCGAACUACACCUGCGAGUGGGCUACAUGUCCGCGUCGCGGGAUCCCGCAGACAUCACGGUUCGCUCUCAUCUCACACAUCCGGUCGCAUACAGGCGAGAAACCGUUUGUGUGCCACUUGCCAGAAUGCGACAAGUCCUUCACGCGUUCUGAUGCGCUCGCUAAGCACAUGCGUAUCCAACACAACAUUUCCCCACCACUCCCAGGCCGCGGUGGAAGUCGAAAGCGGAAACGAGAGGAGCCAGAGCCUUCCGCGCCCCAACCCGAUCCCACCGCCUACGGCUAUAGUACCUUCAAACUAGAGACAAACGGCCAUCCCGACGACCUUGAUGACGUCCGUAUGUCCCCUGCCGAUUACCAGAACGGUGCGUACGCGAGCGGGAGUGCGGGACCGCGGCCAGCCUCGCCAGAGUACGACGAGCACGACGAAGGGGAGGACGAGAUUCCGCAAUAUUUGAUGAUGCAAGCGGAUCCGCAGACGGGGCUUAUCAUGGGUCGCUCGCCGGCAAUGGUCAAGUACCUGAUCAUGAAGGCGAAGCAGCAGUACGCCUUGGAACAACAUGAAGCACUCGUCGAAGAGCUUCGGAUACUCAGAAAGGAGGAGAGGCUGUGGAAGGAGCGAAAGGAUGCCCUGAUGGACGAGCUAUUGCAUGUUUACUUCGGGGACCAAGCCCGGAAGCUCACUGCACCUAUUGUGAUGGCAGAUCGCCGCCAUCGUUCACGACAUGGUCAUCGCGAAGGCGAGGCAAUGUCGUGA
Molecule: messenger RNA, 1035 nt
Organism: Rhodofomes roseus
Lineage: Eukaryota; Fungi; Basidiomycota; Agaricomycetes; Polyporales; Fomitopsidaceae
Exons: 4
Coding region: 1-1035 (344 amino acids)
Biological process (GO): regulation of transcription by RNA polymerase II
Cellular component (GO): nucleus
Molecular function (GO): RNA polymerase II cis-regulatory region sequence-specific DNA binding; DNA-binding transcription factor activity, RNA polymerase II-specific
Source: RefSeq, a predicted model, not a curated record